Messenger RNA from Pseudogymnoascus verrucosus, 1969 nucleotides. RefSeq lists its product as uncharacterized. The record is from RefSeq and is a predicted model, not a curated record. Bases 121 to 801 code for a protein of 226 amino acids. NCBI's taxonomy places the organism in Eukaryota, Fungi, Ascomycota, Leotiomycetes, Thelebolales, Thelebolaceae. The transcript has 2 exons.
GUCAGAACUUAAAAUCCUUCGGGUCAGAGCUGAGUAAUUGACAACUGUGCCGAGAGUACCCCUCAAGGCCACCCACCCAUCACCGACCAACUCAACUCACAAAGAACCACAACACGCACCAUGCCACGACCCCGCACCCACGACUCCGAGAAUUGCUGGCAGAGUGUCACCGACCCUAGGAAGCGGAAACAGAUCCAGGACCGUCUAGCUCAGCGUGCACGUCGACAACGACUCGCCGUGCAGCACCAUGCCGCCAGCUCCCCGACCACCGGUGCCAAUUGCCAUACGUCUACACAAGAGAGCAGCGCCCUCGGGGCGGCAGCGCGCCAAGUCAUACCCUCUACGCGCGUCGUGGUCCCCUUAACACCCAACUCAGCACUUGAUCCCGCGCUGGAUCUUCAUCAAGACAUCCCUACCACCGUCUACGCAGCGCUCUUCACCAAUGGCGUUAUCCUAUCCCUCCCUUGCGCCUACGCCUCCCCGCUUCCCUCAUGCUCCCCGCCCUACCCGGAUGCGCCCCCCGAUUUGCAGCCGACGGCAUUGCAACUAUCGACGCCACAUGCGCGAUGGAUUGAUCGAUUUCCGUUUCCGCGGAUGCGGGAUAAUUUUAUAUUAAUGACGGUGGGGGAGGAGGAAGGGGUCGGAGCAGCAAGUUUGAGAGUACUAGACCAGGAGGCGUUUAUAGGGGAUCUGUUUUGCAUGGAGAGUUUUGUAAUUAGGGAAGGGGGCCAGGCGUGGGAUAGUGCGGAUUGGACUAUAGGGAAGAGGUUUCAAGAGAAAUGGGGUUGGUUGUUUUGCUAACGAUGUUUAUUUGAAGUAUUGGAUUGAUCGGUGGCUAACUGAUUCUUCCCCCCCUUCUCUCUCGAUUCCUGCUCUCAGCUCCACCUCUUCCUCGUUCUACACACGGCUGCGACAGCACCGGAGCCCGACAAUGGCGUGGUCAGCUCACACACUAACGCCUUCAAUCGCCUUCGCGAUCCCCGCCGCCGUUUCCUCGGGCACACUCACAUUGGGACAAUGCCCAGUGUCAAGCUUGACAACGCUCACGCUCCCCUCCCCUCCCCUCUCGCUCUCCAAAAACGAGAUCGUCGCUCGCUGAAGAUCCGGCGAUAUGAUCAGGUCGCGCUCGCAAAAGAUGAACGACGUGGGGAUGUGGCGGUACGCUGGAUAUGUGAUCUUGCCGCUGAAGCUGGGGAGCGAGUGCGUCGUCAGCUUCUUUCCCCAUUCGAGAGCAAGAUCGGGUGACAGAUCGGAAAAGGUGGCGGGGCCGAUGACGGCCGGGUCGAGUGUCAUAUAAUCGCCCUGUUCGAUACUAGUUAGCACUCUUUCCUUUGCCCGUUGGAGUCUACGAUGCUAGCAGGGGGAUUAGUAUGAGAAUCGCAGAGACACAAACAUUAAUAGUGAUCGCCUCAGACACCUCCCCCAUGGUCGAUAUUAGCGAACCCCCAAGAGGGGGUACGAUCGAGGUCAAGUACACCAGCCUUACAACUCCCCCUUUCUUCCCUUCCGCCUCGCGGUCCGCCUUUGCAAGCCCCUUGGCCGCUUCCGUCCCAGGGACUCCGCCGUACGAGUGCGUGAGGAUCACGAUAUCGCGGCCUUCAUCCGCAAGUGAUUCGGCGAUGCCAUGGAAGUGCGCUGCAUCGUCGGCCAUUGAGGCAGCGGGGGCGGGGGGAAGUCUGCUGGCCGAAGGGAGGUCGGAAACAACAGCGGGGUAUGAGAGGGCUUGUAAGGAAUUGAUGAGGGUGUCGUAGUGGGAGGCGGCCGAGAAGGAGCCGGGAACUAUGAGGAUAGUUGGUUUGGUGGUGGUGGUGGCGGACAUGGUGGGUGUUUCGGGGUGAGAAUGCGAGUUGGGUUAGAGGGAGACUGUGGUGCUGCUAGAGAUUGACUUGCGGAGAGAAGCCGUAUUGUUUCUGGAUAGGAAGUUGGAUCGAUUCGUAUAUUAGAGAGAAAACUGUGGCAUCUACAAAGG